ACUCUGGGAGCUCUGGGAUCACUCCCGGGAGCUCUGGGAUCACUCUGGGAGCUCCAGAACCACCCCCAAGGACACCUCUGGAGCCUCUGGAAUUGCUCUGGGAGCUCUGGGAUCGCUCCAAGGACACCUCUGGAGCUCUGGGAUCACUCUGGGAGCUCCAGAACCACCCCAAGGACACCUCUGGAGCUCUGGGAUGGCUCUGGGAUCGCUCCAAGGACACCUCUGGAGCCUCUGGGAUCACUCUGGGAGCUCUGGGAUCACUCUGGGAGCUCCAGAACCACCCCAAGGACACCUCUGGAGCUCUGGGAUGGCUCUGGGAUGGCUCUGGGAUCGCUCCAAGGACACCUCUGGAGCCUCUGGGAUCACUCCGGGAGCUCUGGGAUCACUCUGGGAGCUCCAGAACCACUCCAAGGACACCUCUGGAGCUCUGGGAUGGCUCCGGGAGCUCUGGGAUCACUCUGGGAGCUCCAGAACCACCCCAAGGACACCUCUGGAGCCUCUGGGAUGGCUCUGGGAGCUCCAGAACCACUCCAAGGACACCUCUGGAGCUCUGGGAUCGCUCUGGGAGCUCUGGGAUCACUCUGGGAGCUCCAGAACCACUCCAAGGACACCUCCGGAGCCUCUGGGAUGGCUCUGGGAGCUCCAGAACCACUCCAAGGACACCUCUGGAGCUCUGGGAUGGCUCUGGGAUCGCUCCAAGGACACCUCUGGAGCCUCUGGAUCACUCUGGGAUCACUCUGGGAGCUCCAGAACCACUCCAAGGACACCUCUGGAGCUGUUUGGACACCUCUGGGAUCGCUCCAGGAGCUCUGGGAUGGCUCCGGGAGCUCCAGAACCUCCAGAACCGCUCCGAGAACCCGUCCAGAGCCUCUCCAGAACCGCUCCAAGGACACCUCCAGAGCUUUUCCAGCCCCUCCAGAAGCACCCCGGACACCUCUGGAGCGGCUCCAAGGCCUCCAGAACCUCCUGGAAUGCUCCAGGGACUCCUCCAGAGCUUUUCCAACCCCCUCUGGAUCCACUCCAACCCUCCAGAACCCUCCGGAGUUACCCCAGAACCUCUCCAGAACCUCCUGGAACGGCUCCAGGGACUCCUCCAGAGCUUUUCCAACCCCUCUGGAUCCACUCCAACCCUCCAGAACCUCCAGAGUUACCCCAGAACCUCCUGGAACGGCUCCAGAACCUCUCCAGAACCUCCUGGAACCGCUCCGGAACCGCUCCAGGAGCUUUUCCCGACGCAUCCGGAACCCCCCCGAACCUUCCGGAGCGGCUCCGGAAGCUCCGGAAGCUCUCCCAGGACACCUCCGGACUCAUUCCAAGGCUUCCAGAACCUCGGGAGCCGCUCCGGAGCCGCUCCCAGGACUCCUCCGGAGUUGGAUUUUAAGCUUCACUCUCGUCUAUUUUUAAGCUCAGAUGGUUUCAAAGAUAUUUUUUAGAUCCUUGUCCACGGACAUCUUCGGGAAUUUUCUUUGGGAAUUUCGGAUCCGUCCCCUUCCCUCCCCCGAGCUUGGGACUCCCAAAAGGGAUUUU
Molecule: messenger RNA, 1527 nt
Organism: Corvus hawaiiensis (hawaiian crow)
Lineage: Eukaryota; Metazoa; Chordata; Aves; Passeriformes; Corvidae
Gene: PSORS1C2
Product: psoriasis susceptibility 1 candidate 2
Exons: 3
Coding region: 194-1381 (395 amino acids)
Source: RefSeq, a predicted model, not a curated record